Babesia microti strain RI is the source of this 1047-nucleotide messenger RNA. RefSeq lists its product as hypothetical. The transcript has a single exon. The record is from RefSeq and is a predicted model, not a curated record. Lineage: Eukaryota; Apicomplexa; Aconoidasida; Piroplasmida; Babesiidae. The coding region runs from base 1 to 1047 and encodes 348 amino acids.
AUGGACAAACGGUUUAGUGAGAUGCCACCAGACACGGCGUCACUAUACUCUGGAAUACUGGCCAAAAUAUCUGCUCUCACUAACCCGGCUAAACAAUCCCAGAGCUCAACCCCUACCACUAGUGGAAGCAAUUUAGACUGUUCAUGUCUAUCGCCUCUAACACGGGAAUAUUUGGAGGUACAUAAGGAUAAGAUGACAAAUUGGACUCAACAGAAUUUGCUUGACAUGUCAAAUAGGGAGUUCCCGGAGCUGGAAAUUGCACAGCGACUGCGGCUUAUGGACACCAGCAAGAUUGCCGUGGAGACAAUGUACAAUUUGGUUAGCAAGUUCAUUUACCCCCCGAGCCCACUGCUAAAAAUGAUGCUUUUCCAAUUCAAAGAUCCAUCACUACCGCAUAAUCGACUAGCUGUGUUUUAUUUAUUCAAUCACCUAGUGCAAAUGCAUUCUGAUUCGCUGUGGAAGUAUCCCACCGAAUCUGGUACAAUCGUCCGUACUGGUUUGGAUGUAUUCCUGUUACCAUCGCUACAAUUCGCCGCAGCCAUUGGAUGUGAACACAUGAAUAGUUACAUAAAAUGUAUAAAGAUAUGGCAAUCACGUAGUGUAUAUUCUGCAAAGACUUGUUCAUACAUGUUGGGAAUAGUGUCUAAAGGUGGAGUAAAUCCAUCUUCUGUGAUUGUAGAGUACAGUGAAAAGGGUGCUCAUUCACAUGUGGCACUUAAACUAGAUAAAAUAGCACCUCUUGCACUGGCACUAUCCAUGCCCAGCAUAGCGGGUGCUCAGAAAGCGGCCAUGCUAGCUUUACAAAAUGAAGGCAUUGACGUUGAAAACAUAGAUGAUAUUGAUACUGUGGACAAGGACCUGAGCAAUGCCGUCGCCCUGUAUAGGACAUGCUGCGCAACAAUUGGACAGGAGAUCAUCCUUUCUAAUAGCGGACUGAUUGAGUUGGCUGGACUUGUGAUGGAUGAGUCCAAGGCAAUAGAGGGGCUAAAGGGCGAUGCCAAACGGGUUGAAGCCAUGAUUGCUCAAACUGAGGAGGGACAUCUAUGA